Molecule: messenger RNA, 1275 nt
Organism: Trypanosoma grayi
Lineage: Eukaryota; Euglenozoa; Kinetoplastea; Trypanosomatida; Trypanosomatidae
Exons: 1
Coding region: 1-1275 (424 amino acids)
Source: RefSeq, a predicted model, not a curated record
AUGUCAGAUUCAAAUGCUGUCGCCCUUCGGGAAGGUUCGUCUGAUCUAAGUGCACACCUGGAACAGCGGCGCAAUCACGCACGGAGUCUAGAGCUGCAGGUAUCUCGGAAAGAAGCAGAGCUUCGUCGUGCAAAGGAAGAGCAGGUACUUCUCAAGGAACUUCAAACCGUGAAUGAGAUUACCCUGCGUAAAAAGCAGCAGCAGGACGAGGUUGAUUCCAACAAUCGGCUCAAAAUUUCACCAGAAUCCCUGGCAGAAGUUCUUGCUCUAGAGAACGAAAUUAAGCACGAACGUGAGCGCACGGCUAAAUUGCAAGACUCUGCUAACACCACGUUUCGUCAAAUGGAAGAAGUGGAGAAAGGCAUUGAUGAUGUCAGCAGCCGUUUGGCAUUGGUGAAGCACGCAACUGGCUGGGACCGAACGGAUGUUGACAGCACGUGUGGCUCACUUAUCACGAAUGAGUGGAUGCUGCGGAAGAAGAACCUGACCGCGCUUCAUGAGGAACAAGAAACCGUGAAGGCCCUCACCGCUUUGCUGACGGAGAGGAUCGAAGCACUUACCAAAGAACUGGAAGCACAGGGAAAGAAGACAGAGGAGCUCACGGCGGCACAGGAAACGUUGCGGCAGAAAAACACACAGUACGAAAAUAUUCUGGAGGAAUUAAAGUCUAUGGAGAGACUGACCAAGAAGAAAGAACGCCUUUUGGAUACCAACCACGACAAGCAAUGUGAUGACUACAAGACACUUAAGCUAUUGGAGGGAGACAAAAAAGUACUCUAUAGCACACUUUCCAAGUUUCGUGAAACGAAUGUCAGCAACUCCAAAUCUAUUCUUUCCCUCGAGGUGCGCCUGCGGCAGUUGGAAACCAAGUUGGAGGCGGUGAACCUCUUCCUGCAGCAGGUGUUUGCCGAAGUGGAGGAGGAGGAGCCAAUGGAAAAUGUUCCGGAAGAUGCUAUGGAAGUCCCAUUGGAGCAGUUCGAGGAGCUUUGUCGUGAACUUGAGUGCUCUCGUGAGACUCUGAUUCAGCGUGAUGACCAACUCAAUGCCCAUGACGCGAAGGUUGAGCAGCUUGAGCGAAAGACAACAAUUCUGCAAAACGCCAUUGCGUCUCGCGCAACUUCGGCGCAACUUCAAGUAAAGGGGAAGGAAAAGGAAUUUGAGACGUUGAUGUCUCAUGUCGAUUACAUGAAGGCAGAAUUCGACGAGGAAUACACGAAGCUUUCUCAGGAAAAUACCGCACUGCGGGCCAAGCUGGACCAUAUCCAGUCUAACUAG